AUGGAAUCAAGGAACAAUGUGACUGAAUUUGUCUUCUUGGGGCUCACUCAGAGCCUUCAGGGUCAGAAAAUAUUGUUUGUUGUGUUUUUGUUCAUCUACAUUGUGACAAUGAUGGGCAACCUACUCAUUGUUGUGACUGUCAUGGUCAGCUCAACCCUGGGUGCCCCAAUGUACUUCUUUCUUGGCUACUUGUCAUUUAUAGAUGCUAUUUACUCUACAAUAGUUACCCCAAAUAUGAUUGUAGACUUCCUCCAUGAGAAGAAAACCAUUUCCUUCAAAGCUUGCCUGAGCCAGCUUUUCCUGGAGCACUUAUUUGGUGGUGCUGAGAUUUUAGUCUUGGUGGUCAUGGCCUAUGAUCGCUAUGUGGCCAUCUGCAAACCCUUGCAUUAUUUGACCACCAUGAAUCAACGACUAUGUGUUCUGCUGCUGCUGUUGGCCUGGCUUGGAGGUUUCUUACAUGCUAUAGUCCAACUUCUCUUUGUUUACAACCUUCCCUUCUGUGGUCCCAAUGUCAUUGACCACUUCAUGUGUGACAUGUUCCCCUUAUUAAAACUUGCCUGCACUGACACUUACUUUCUUGGCCUCACUAUGGUUGCCAAUGAUGGGGGCAUCUGUGUGGUCAUCUUUGUGCUGUUACUCAUCUCCUAUGGGGCCAUUCUGUACUCCCUGAGGAAUCGUAAUCAGGAAGGGAGGCGCAAAGCCUUAUCUACCUGUGGCUCCCACAUUACUGUGGUGGUCCUCUUCUUUGUCCCCUGUAUUUUUAUAUAUGUGAGACCUUCUUCUACCUUACCCAUUGAUAAAUCCCUGACUGUAUUCUACACUAUUAUCACCCCUAUGUUAAACCCCUUAAUCUAUACUUUGAGAAAUUCAGAAAUGAAAAGUGCCAUGAAAAAACUCUGGACCAGAAAGAGAAAAUGA
Artibeus jamaicensis (Jamaican fruit-eating bat) is the source of this 918-nucleotide messenger RNA. RefSeq names its product olfactory receptor 4A15-like. The transcript has a single exon. Bases 1 to 918 code for a protein of 305 amino acids. The record is from RefSeq and is a predicted model, not a curated record. Gene Ontology annotation, biological process: G protein-coupled receptor signaling pathway. Gene Ontology annotation, molecular function: olfactory receptor activity; G protein-coupled receptor activity. Gene Ontology annotation, cellular component: membrane. NCBI's taxonomy places the organism in Eukaryota, Metazoa, Chordata, Mammalia, Chiroptera, Phyllostomidae.